GGAGUAAGUGGCUUCUCGUACAAGCUAGAACUGUACACGGGACAAGAAAACUCUGCCCCAAGACGUGCAGGAGAGCCUGACUGUGGAGCAAGCGGGAACAUUGUUGUUCGAUUGUGCAGGUUAAUCCCAAGAGGAGUCCACCACAAAGUGUAUUUCGAUAACUACUUCAACUGUCCAACCCUUCAGGUGUACCUGGAAAAAGAAACCGUGCACUGCAUUGGUACAGUCCGGAUCAACCGAGUAACGGGUAUCAGCAUGCCAUCUGACAAGGAAAUGAAACAGAAAGGAAGGGGAAGCUUUGAAGAGAAGGUAGCGACCCUGGAUGGCAUUCAGCUGUCGUGUACAAGGUGGCAAGACAACAGAGCCGUCACCUUGCUGUCCACCUUUGUUGGGGCAGAGCCUGUCCUAACUGCGCCAAGGUGGAGCCAAAAAGAAAAGGAGAGGCGCGACAUACCGUGUCCGUCGGUGAUAGGCGCUUAUAACAAGCACAUGGGAGGAGUGGAUCUCUUAGACUCUCUGAUCUCCCUCUACCGCGCCCAUCUCCGAUCGAAGAAAUGGUACUUUCGUAUUUUUCUUCAUAUUCUCGACUUGACGGCUGUAAAUGCCUGGCUGCUGUACAGGAGGAAUGCCGAGACUACUUCCGAUCAACCAACACGAAAGCUCAUGCCAUUAGCAGAGUUCAAGGUGGACCUCGCCACGUCACUCUGCAAAGCAGGAAAAAAUCAACUGAAGAAAAGGGGAAGGCCCAGCAAUGAGUCCGUGGAGCAAGGCAUCCAGCUGAAGAAGACAAGAGGUCCUUCAGCACCGUGUCCACCUCAAGAUGUCAGGAUUGAUCAGGUUGGCCACUGGGCGCUUUGGAGUCAGAAGCGACAGCGUUGCAAGUUUCCUGGAUGCAAGGGCAUUUGUAUGAGCUACUGCUCUAAGUGUGGCACUCACCUGUGCUCAACAAGCAAGAAUAACUGCUUUCUUUUGUAUCACACAAGCAAAUGAGGCCACAUCUCUCACUGAUGUCUGUAAAUACAAGUUUGGCUCUGGUUCACAAAUUUUUAGCAUUCGGCUAUAAAUAUUUCGUUAUUUCCAUCUUGUUGCAAAUAUGCAACAUACCUAUCUUUUUUCGAUAUAAAUUUUUUCGAAACUUUGAAAUUUAUUUUAGUGAUAGUAUUGUGAUAACUGUGGUAUUCUACUUCUGCUGGAAUAAAAUUGUGAAAAAAUAAAA
This is a messenger RNA of Ixodes scapularis (black-legged tick), 1216 nucleotides long. Its product is annotated as piggyBac transposable element-derived protein 3-like. The record is from RefSeq and is a predicted model, not a curated record. NCBI's taxonomy places the organism in Eukaryota, Metazoa, Arthropoda, Arachnida, Ixodida, Ixodidae. The transcript is spliced from 2 exons. Bases 256 to 990 code for a protein of 244 amino acids.